This is a messenger RNA of Galeopterus variegatus (Sunda flying lemur), 4310 nucleotides long. It is a transcript of the gene WTAP, whose product is annotated as Wilms tumor 1 associated protein. Gene Ontology annotation, cellular component: nucleus. NCBI's taxonomy places the organism in Eukaryota, Metazoa, Chordata, Mammalia, Dermoptera, Cynocephalidae. Bases 1519 to 2709 code for a protein of 396 amino acids. The record is from RefSeq and is a predicted model, not a curated record. Gene Ontology annotation, biological process: regulation of alternative mRNA splicing, via spliceosome. The transcript has 8 exons.
AUAUUUCUGUACCUUCUUUUAUUCACUUAAUUUAACCUGGGACUCAUUCCCAAGUAACGCAUAACUAUUUUCUUAUUUUUAUGGCUGCACUGUAUUCCAUUGUGUGGAUAUAUCACAUCCAGCGAAUUCUCUAUUAAUGAACACUAUGGGUUAUUUCCAAACUUUUGUCAUGACAAGUAGCUCUGCAAUGAAUAAUUUUGUGUACAUGUUGUUUCCAUUUGUGGAGGUAUAUCUUCAGAGUAAGGGUUAGAAGUGGAAUUAUGAAGUAUAAAGAUAAAUGCGCAUAUAAUUUUGGUACUGCAUAGGCCUUGAAUCACUUUUGCCUUCCCACCAGGACACGUAAUUUCAAUGUGUAGUUCCACUGCAAGUGAAGUUAAGCAUUCUUUUAUGCUUAAGGACCACUGCUAUUUUCUUUCUUCUUUUUCUCUGAGAAUCAUCUGUCCGUGUCCUUCCCUAUUUUUCCCUUCGGAUUUUGGUCUUUUUCUUUUCAGUUUCCAAGAGUUCCUGCGAUAUAAGUCGCAAAUAUCUUCACAAUGAUCUGAUUUUCUGGAAAUAUAACAUGACUCCUUCCUCCAUCUGGAGUAUAUUUCUAUCUCAUCCAUAUAAAUUACCUCACUCCAGGACACUUUCUUUGGUGAUAAACAGUCUUGGUAGAGCUGGCUAAGGGCAGUCUAAUCAAAAGAAUGUACCUGGCCCCUCUAGUAAGGGUACAGAGACCGUUCCACGUGUACCAGGUCUGCCAUCGUUCUUACUCAAUGGUCCAGAUGGCGCGAAGUCAUGCUUAAGGGUAUAUACUCGACUUACAGAACUUAUUUUAUCUGGUUCAUUAAAACCUCACAGCGUUCGCUUUUCCCUCGUUUCUGAGUUAGGAGGUGCCCCCAAAGCUGCUGACACCGCCACAACCUUCAUCUGCUAGAGGCCAACGGCUCUUCUUUUUCGCCUGCAGAGAUGUCAAGACGAGAACCGAGCAGCCAGGAGGCUGCACUUCAAGACGAAAGAGAGGCCACAGAUUUCUAAGUUUUCAAAACGUACAAGAUGAGGUUCAGCUAAGCGUAAACUCACACGGCUCUCUGCCCACGGCCUGUCCCCAGAAGUUGCACCUGGUUCGCUACCGCGCGGAAGCACCAGGGAUGGGUACCGGGACCACAGAGCAGCCAAUCACACAACACCUUCGUUCAGAUCCCUCCGCCGGAGGCCGCACCGCAGCCGCAGGUGGCCCCGGCGAGCGCCUCCACCCGGCUGCCGCCUUCCCGUGAUGCCCCGCAUUGACCUCCGACCUCACCGACCCGUCCCUCCCAUCGGUCGCUUCCCUUGCUGCCUUCACCUAGGUUUUUGAGCCCCGGCGAUCGCCGGGCAAGGACUGAGUCGUGCUACGAGGAAGCAACUGCUUCGUUACUCCUCGAGACCCGGACCGGGCUAGGCCUGCGGCCGCCUUCUCCUCAUCUUCCCUCCCUGGCGGGGUCCGACGGCGGGCGGGUGACGGAGGCUGCACCCGGGAAGCGACUCCUCGGAUUCAAGAUGACCAACGAAGAACCUCUUCCCAAAAAGGUUCGACUGAGUGAAACAGACUUCAAAGUUAUGGCACGAGAUGAAUUAAUUCUAAGAUGGAAACAAUAUGAAGCAUAUGUACAAGCUUUGGAGGGCAAGUACACAGAUCUUAACUCUAAUGAUGUUACUGGCUUAAGAGAGUCUGAGGAAAAACUAAAGCAACAACAGCAGGAGUCUGCACGCAGGGAAAACAUCCUUGUAAUGCGGCUAGCAACCAAGGAACAAGAGAUGCAAGAGUGUACUACUCAAAUCCAGUACCUCAAGCAAGUCCAGCAGCCGAGCGUUGCCCAACUGAGAUCAACAAUGGUGGAUCCAGCGAUCAACUUGUUUUUCCUAAAAAUGAAAGGUGAACUGGAACAGACUAAAGACAAACUGGAACAAGCCCAAAAUGAACUGAGUGCCUGGAAGUUUACGCCUGAUAGCCAAACAGGCAAAAAGUUAAUGGCGAAGUGUCGAAUGCUUAUCCAGGAGAAUCAAGAACUUGGAAGGCAGCUGUCCCAGGGACGUAUUGCACAACUUGAAGCAGAGUUGGCUUUACAGAAGAAAUAUAGUGAGGAGCUUAAAAGCAGUCAGGAUGAACUGAAUGACUUCAUCAUUCAACUCGAUGAAGAAGUAGAGGGUAUGCAGAGUACCAUUCUAGUUCUUCAGCAACAGCUAAAGGAGACGCGCCAGCAGUUGGCUCAGUACCAACAGCAGCAGUCUCAAGCUUCAGCCCCAGGUACCAGCAGGACUACAUCUUCUGAACCUGUAGAACAGGCAGAGGCCACAAGUAAAGACUGCAGUCGUCUGUCAAAUGGACCAAGUAAUGGCAGCUCCUCUCGUCAGAGGACGUCUGGGUCUGGAUUUCACAGGGAGGGGAACACAACUGAAGAUGACUUUCCUUCUUCUCCAGGGAAUGGUAAUAAGGCCUCCAACAGCUCAGAGGAGAGAACUGGCAGAGGAGGUAGUAGUUACGUAAACCAACUCAGUGCGGGGUAUGAAAGUGUAGACUCUCCCACGGGCAGUGAAAACUCUCUCACACACCACUCAAAUGACACAGACUCCAAUCAUGACCCUCAAGAGGAGAAAGCAGUGAGUGGGAAAGGUAACCGAACUGUGGGUUCCCGCCAUGUUCAGAAUGGCUUGGACUCAAGUGUAAACGUACAGGGUUCAGUUUUGUAAUAUUUUUCCAGAAAAUUUUUAUACAGUGUCAUUUAAUUUGGGAGAGGAUACUGUCCAGAGAAUUAAUGCAUACUUUUGUCACAAUUUGCCUUUUUGUGGUGUGUGUUUUUGGUUUUUUGUUUGGUUUUGUUUGGGUUUUUGUUUUGUUUUGUUUUCUGCUUUGAUACCUCUACCACUUUGGAAAUUGUAACAGUUAAUUACUUUGGAUGUUGCUAAAAGGACAUUUUUGUGUAGGGUCAAGUUAUUUUUAUAUGAGUUAAUGUGAACUUGUAAAUGGAAAUCUUUCCUUAAAGUAUAACAUAAUGACGUCUAUAUAAAUCUGUGUCUAUCUAGAGCCUGUGCUGUGUAAGGGCAUUCUUAACUCAUGCUGUUAUUAUACUUAUGCACCAUUCAGACUUGUUAGAGUAGAUGUGGGUUUAUGACUGCCAAGAUUGCCCAGUGCAGUAGUUUUUAUCACUAAAAGUUGGACUUGUUGAUGGAGUCCUAAUAGUAGUUUCAGUGUUAGAUACAGUUUUUUCCACCAUACAUCUGUGCAUUUUCUCUUUAGGUGACUGAACGUUUAAGAAAUUUGUGUGCGUAGUUACUCAGUUUUUACGAACUGUUGUAUCCUGUUACUGCAUAUUGCUCUGUGACUCCAAUAUAUCUUACCUGUACUGACCAAACCUAAAUAAAGAUUUUUAUUGUAACUUAUUAGUUUUUUGUUUUGUUUUGAGUGUGUUUAGCAUUUGUAUUUAUUUUCAUUGAGGUGCUAAAUUUCUACUCAUUAUCCUUCAACAUACCACAAGGGUAAACUAAAGUAGAUACAUUGAUUCUGAUUGUGUACAUAAUUUUAAAAUUUCAUUCAUGCCUUGUUUUGCAAGAUGAAGUUGGAGUUUAGGACUACACUUUUUCCAAAUUUAAUAAAAAUAAUUGUUAUAAAAUAUUUGAAAAUGCAGAAAAGAAUAGUCACCUAAGUUUUCGUAAGGAUCGAAUUGAAAAGCAGAGUUCAUUUUCGUGACCUGAUUUUGGGUAAUUGGGGUAUUAUGUCAUCAGUAAUGGUUGCUUUAAAACAUUGGCCGGUACUACUGAUUUUUAUUAACAUAUCUGCUAAUAUUAAAUCAGUAAGCCUAGGGGGUGUUAGAAUGUAGGAGAAAAUCUUUUUAAGGUAUAAGACUGACUGUCAAAGUUUGCUCCAUUUUCUCUGACAUAAUUAAAUAUUAAAUGUCAAGUUCUAUGUUAUUGUAUGGUUUUAGAUUCUAUAGCUUUUCAUGUGUGGUUGAGAGGAAACAUGUCAUUUCUGCUAAAAGCAAAAUAGUUGUUUUAGACAUUAUAUUACAAGGAAUGUUUAUAUUGCCAAGGAACCUCAGAAGUGGAGUUAUUUGUAAGACUUGAAACUGAGGUACAAUUUAUUUGAAAAUAACUGCUGUGUUUCUGCUUGUUUAGCUGACAUACACAUAUAUCUGUGGUCUUCAGUGGUAUAUGAAAAAUUCUGCACCGUCCUAUGAUUAACCUUUUGUGCAGUCUGCUGGUGAAUAAAUUCUUCACAAUUUUAAAUUACAUAUGAUAAACAUUUUGGCAUGUACUAAAAUAUCCCCUUGAUUUAUUAAAUGCUGUGGACUUUG